CUUCAAUUGGCGAACAGCUACCGUCGUACCUUGUGAGAUGCCAGAGUCGGAAGAGCCGUCAGGUGAGAUGAAGGUCGACGCCGCGCGCGCAAAGGUGCUGCUGGAAAACCUUGGACAGGUUGUAGCGCGUGUGGACGCGGUACGCGGAAGCCGUCCGGUCAGAGUAAUUGCAGUGUCGAAGUUGAAGCCCGCGACCGAUAUACUUGCGCUUCACCAGUCGGAGCUGAAGCAGAACGAUUUCGGGGAGAAUUACUCGGAUGAGUUGACCAAGAAGGCAAGCCUUCUCCCACGAUCGAUACGAUGGCAUAUGAUUGGAGGUCUACAAACAAAUAAGUGCAAACCGCUUGCUUCGGAAGUGCCAAAUCUAUGGUGCGUGAGCAGCGUGGACACUGCGAAGAAGGCGAAUGAGCUGGAGAAAGGCAGAAAGUCGCUAGCCGAGAAGGAAUCAUUGACAGAUAAGUUGCGUGUGUUAGUGCAAGUUAAUACAUCAGGAGAGGAAAGCAAGAGCGGGGUAGAGCCCAAGGAUGCACCAGAGCUGUGCAGACAUGUGCGAGAGCAAUGUCCUAGUCUCCAGCUCGCAGGGCUGAUGACAAUUGGCGCUAUAGCGAGGAGCCAGGAGGCAUCGUCGGCUGAGGCCUUGAAUGAAGAUUUCGUGGCACUGAGGGAGACCAGGGACAAAGUGGCCAUCGAGCUUGGUAUUGAGAAGGAUGAACUGAAGUUGAGUAUGGGCAUGAGCCAGGACUUUGAGGCUGCCGUCUCAGCCGGAAGCGACGAAGUGAGAGUAGGCACGACCAUAUUCGGCGACAGACCGGCAAAGAAGGACGCGAAGAUUCUGUGAAAUAUGGUAAACGACUAUGUCUCCAGCUCGAAAGUGAGAAUUCGUCGAGUCGAGGAAGCACCAGCACAGCAGCGAAAGCCGUGUUCGAGAAGCAGGAAAGCAGUGAAGCUCAAGUUGCCAAAUUCCUAUGGGCAGGACUGCCUCCCAAUGCAGUCGACUACGACGAGCCUACGGGUGCAGACGACGAUAUCCUGUCAACGGCGGUGGAUUGGUUUGAGGAGUCCAGCGAUUCCCCGACACGUCACGAAGAGAUCUAUAAGUCUCGGCUCGAGCGAUGUCGAUGGUACUGUGCGGCUCCGGUUACUAAUAGAGACACCAUGCGGUAUUGAGGUGCUGUAUUCCGACUAGAGGAACCGUCUUGGUGCUGGAUCAUCAGUCUUUUCGUGCUCGAGCGUAACUUUGCGGUCUCCGAAGUCGGGAGAGGUGCCCUUGAGGAUGAAGAAAAGUCAGCCCGGUGUCAAGAUGAGGCCGAAUAGUCUACCUGAAGCUCAGAAAGAUGUCUGCUAUAGCCCACAUACUAGUGUGGACCUGCUAAGCUGACAUCCCGGCCAACUACGACGCAGUUCAUACUUUCGAACCUGUCAUGGUGUAUGGACUUACUAUACUUUGAUAUCUGUAAUCCGGGCUCAUGCAUAUUAUAGGUGUUCACUCGCCGCUCAUGACCACUCAUGCGCGUCCCUUCAAGGCAGACGGUCCUAUGCACGAUGAAUCUCUCCUUCUCCUCUGCGGUUUCAUAGAUUAAAACCUCUCCCCGAGAUUCGUUCUCCCUUCCCUGUCUCUGGGUGCAUGUCGAUCAAGCCUCCUUCGCCGUGGGGGUCCCCGUAGACUGGGCGGCGGUCGGGCGUGUCAGACCCGCUUCAAGCAAGCGAACUUCUAUUUGGUUCUUUGGGUGUCCGGGCUUGGGUUGUCACCUAGCAACGCCCGAUGGGCUGUGUGAAUGGACAAACCAACGCGUCCGCCACAAUGGAUGAGCAUCACUCACUAGCCAACACCACUCACUCUUCACGCGCUGCUGUAUUUUCUUCUGCAUGACACCUUGGCAAGCACAAAACGCCCACCGUCGUCUGCUCUUGCCAAUCACCCCCCACUGUCACCCUCAAAUCAACAGGCCUCGCACGAUCACCCUGAUUUCUGCACGAUCUUCUCCCGGCCUUGAACAGGGAACUACUUGCAACUCGCCACCUCACCUUCAGCAGCCCCACAAGAGAAAAAAGAUGUCCCAGUCCAACUCGCAAGCAAUGGCCGAAUCCAGCUCGCAACCGAAGGCUCGUAUACCUUUGGAUGCUCCCGGUGGUUUUAGUCGGUUAAUUCUUUCAGGGAUGACAGACAGCCUGGAGGGUGUUCGAAACUUCGAUGAUGCGCUCGCACGCAUCGAAGCCUUGAGUGACAUGGAAGAAGUGGUUAAGGCCGCCGGACAGCUAUUUAGAGUCUUCGUCGACCUUUGCAAUAACCUGGACCGUUAUAUCGAAAUCUGUCGCCGCGGGGAUCAUGAGGCGCUGCUCGAGGUGCGGUCAAUUAUUUACGUGCUAGAGUAACCGCCUUCUUGGCGCUGCUGGCGUUAUCUUGGAUGCCGUCGUUCGCGUUGCAUACCCAGACUCUGGCGAUUGGGAGCGAGGAGCUGUCUGAAGACAAGGUCUCAGCUGAUGAGGCCAACAAGGAACGAGGGCACUUCGUGGGCCCGAGGAUCCCAAGGAGGUCACAACGAGACACACGAUUUGAGAGAGUAGGGACUACGCUGACAGCCUGAUUGUACUCAAGUUGCGCCCUGCGAGGAGGCCACCUGGAGUUAAUUGCAUACAGUCAGUAGUCCAGAAAAUGUAAUGAGCUCGCGGAAUACAUUACAUUACUCUGGAAACACGCACACACACCUCAC
Molecule: messenger RNA, 2711 nt
Organism: Sphaerulina musiva SO2202
Lineage: Eukaryota; Fungi; Ascomycota; Dothideomycetes; Mycosphaerellales; Mycosphaerellaceae
Product: alanine racemase family protein
Exons: 3
Coding region: 38-838 (266 amino acids)
Cellular component (GO): intracellular anatomical structure
Molecular function (GO): pyridoxal phosphate binding
Source: RefSeq, a predicted model, not a curated record